GGAGAAGCUGCAGGAAGGGGGAUCUGUCUGGUGGACACACCUGGAUGGAGUCGUUCUAUUCUUCAUACCCCAGAGAAGAUUAAAAAUGAAGUUAUUAGAAGUGUACACUUUUGCCCUCCAGGACCCCACGCUCUGAUUUUGGUAUUGCGUGUCAAAAGCCUCACUGAACUGCCUUCUGUAAAACAACUUAAAACAGCAAGCCGACACAUGGAGCUGCUGUCUGAGAGGGUCUGGAAGCACACUAUGGUGCUGUUCUUAUGUGAUGAAGACGUGGAGGAUCCCACAGUCGAAGCAAACAUUCAGAAAGCAAACAAACUACUGGAAAAAUGUGGCAACAGACACUAUGUUCUCCGCUCUGAAGCCCUGGUCUCUGAGUUCCUCCAGGAAAUUGAUAAGAUGGUGGAAGAAAACUGUGUUGAUUUCUUCCUGCCACAGGUUUACUAUGAAUAUUGUCAAACAAGAAUUAAAGAGGCUGAGGAAGCAGUGAUUAGGCGCCGGCGUGGAAAUGUCGAGGGGCUUCGUCAUAUUAGCCAGAUAGGAUUGUGCCAUGGGCCUGACAUGGCACUGGGUGCUCUUAUUGGAUUAGUGGCUGGAUCUGUCUAUGGAGUCAUGGGGUCACGCCUGGGAAUUGUCAUUGGAGCCGUUGUGACAGUUCCACUUGCUUUGUGGUUGAUUGGUUCUGCAUGUCUGGCAAAAGAAGGUUAAAAUAUUCUUCAACAUUUGCAAGUAAACUGUAAAUAGAAGAGUGUAAAUUGGCCAUCAGGCUUCUAUUCAGCCUAUGUGCUGUCCCUAUUUGUGAAAAAAAUGUAUUGUAUAAUAAUGUGAUCCCAAUUUGCUCUUAUUAUCCUUGUAGAAACUGUGUAUUUAUCUGUUCAUACUGAGGGAGUUGUGCAGGAGCCUGCAGUGGGGAACCCCUUUUGUGCAGAGUCAGAAAAAUCUUUUUUUUAGAUUAGUUUUUUUAAUGUUUCUUUGACAGCACUGACGUCAUAAGCAAGGUAACACAUGAAUACCUGAUUCAUUGUCUACAAAACACAAUCCUUACACCAACAUUACACAGCCCAAUAUUCUGCAACACUAGGCUAGUGUUUGCUCAGGGUUGGAGCUAAACUCUGCAGUGUGGAAGAUCUCCAGGACCGGAAUUGCUCUACAUGUUUUUAAAUGGGGCUCUAGUAGACAAAUUUCUGAUCAAUAACAAAGAUAAAAAAUGCUUUAAAGCCACAUUGUGUCUAAAUAUAUACACUCUUAUGAACAGCCCAAUAUAUAAUGAUUUUUCACUGGUCGUUUUGGCCUGGUGAGAAUUCAGAUUUAAACCCUAUAGAGAAUAUGUGGUCUUACAAUAAAACAAGCAAUGUUUGA
Messenger RNA from Colossoma macropomum (tambaqui), 1356 nucleotides. RefSeq names its product GTPase IMAP family member 9-like. The transcript has 2 exons. Lineage: Eukaryota; Metazoa; Chordata; Actinopteri; Characiformes; Serrasalmidae. Gene Ontology annotation, molecular function: GTP binding. The record is from RefSeq and is a predicted model, not a curated record. The annotation marks the transcript as partial.